CACUGUACUCAUCAGUUGCAGUUUGGUUAUCAGCAGUGAAACAUCCAUCCAACAUAUCAGCAGCGCCACCGGUGCAGUGCCAGAGAGUCAGUCUGCGUCGACGGGUUCCGAGUGUAUUAGUGUAUCUGAAGGUGCGUGACGCACUUUAAGGCUAGCAAGGCAACAUGUGCAACCGAACCAUCAUUGCGGAGCUCCUGCUCGUGGUCGCCCUGGCGACAUCCGCCCUUGGUGCUGCGGGAGGCUGCUCGUGGCGUGCCAGCAGCAGCUGGUUCGGAGGAGAAAUCUGUGUCCUGCAGAAGGUUUACGACGACUGUCAGGAGACAGCGGACUUUACCGAGUGUCUCAAGCAAAAAGCGCUGACCUCCAUCUCCCGAGCCAUCGAUUUGGAUUCCAUCCAACUGGUCGAUGGAGUAACCCUUGUCAAGCAGAAGAACGUGUCCGCUAAUGAAAAAUCUGAGGGCGCCAUCCUCGGACUGUCCGAUGCGCGCUCGAUGGAAGGUCUCGGCGAAACGGAUAAGGCACUUGUGCAGAAGAUUGACAAGUUCCUCAAGACCCACACCAUCAGCUUCGAUCUGUCCGAAGCGCGAGGAAGUGGUAACAAGAAGAACGGUAGCCGCUACGUCAUUGCUGCCCUCCUGACCGCCAUGGGUAUUGCUGGACCGAUCGGUCUGAAGACCCUCGGAGCCAUCGCAUUCAAGGCCCUGGUUAUCAGUAAGGUCGCCCUCACCAUCGCCAGUAUCAUGGCGCUCAAGAAGAUCUUCAAGGCUGACCAUCACGAGGAAACCAGCUUCCAGGUGCACACCGGCCAUGAUAACCGUCGGGCCACGUACUUUGUGCGUCCGGUGCGGGCUAACGAUCCCUACCGAUACUAUUACGAACAGCCAGCACACUAAGCGAAAGCUUCGAGUUCGAAAUGGUUAGAUGGUCAACAUUCAAUCGUGUUGCUUUCCCAGCCAUUCCAAGCUUAACCCCGAAACGCCAAACGAUAAUGCAAUAAGUCCUCGAAAGCAAACACUCCAAAUCACCAACCAAUCUGGACGAAUCGAUUCCAAGGAUCCGCGAUCCAGAUACACAAAACGUUGCCACUGUCGGAAGUUUAUUGAAAACCCCGUGGGACACACUGUCAUUAUCGCAACACAUUGGGAUGUGACCGCCACAGUAAAUUAUUUGCGUUGGAAUAUUUAUUUAUUUAUUGAACGGAAAGCGGAAUACCAAAAGAUGCAAUGUUUUACAAUACCGGUAGAUCGUGCAAUGUAACAUUAAGGAAGAAAAAUGUGCAAUAAAAACAUACUGUGAAAUUAUUAA
Molecule: messenger RNA, 1305 nt
Organism: Anopheles funestus (African malaria mosquito)
Lineage: Eukaryota; Metazoa; Arthropoda; Insecta; Diptera; Culicidae
Exons: 2
Coding region: 165-893 (242 amino acids)
Source: RefSeq, a predicted model, not a curated record